CAUUUUCGUGGGUUCCAAUUUCCGAAAGCUCACUCUCACUCUCACUCUCUAUUAGUCUAUACCAAUCGCGAAGGCAAUUCUCUCGCAGACGUCUUAGCUAGUUCUGCUGCGCUUGCUUUUCUCUUUGACUCUCUUCAAUCAGGGGCCGUCUUUUCUCUGUAAGAUCAACAAAAAAAAAAAAAAUGCCCAGGAAGAGUAAAGCAAAGAAAGAAGAGAUUUGCGAAGAGGUUUGCUUCCACUGCAAAGAUGGGGGACUGCUCAUGGUCUGCGACUACAAGAAUUGCCUUAAAGCUUAUCAUCCUGAAUGUGUGGAAAAAGACGAAUCUUUUGUGGAGUCUGGGCAGCGCUGGAACUGCAAAUGGCAUUCUUGCUUCUUGUGCGAUAAAGCUGCGAAAUUUCAAUGCUUUUGCUGCCCACAAGCUGUUUGCGGACGCUGCCUCUGUGACUCUGAGUUUGUGGUUCAUAGAGUGGAAAGAGGAUUUUGUAAUCAUUGUUUGAAGCUUGCAGUGCUCAUUGAAGACAACUUGGAUGUUGAUUCUGACGGGGGCAGAGUUGACUUCAAAGAUAUAAAUACAUUCGAGUACUUAUUUAAGGAUUAUUGGCAGAUAAUGAAAAAGAAAGAACGCUUGUCUGCAGAAGAUGUCUACUCUGCAAAAACGUUUUUGAAGAAGGGAAAGAAUUACACGUCUAACUUUGAUUCGAAUGUGAUUCGUAAAAAAGAAGAAAAAAUUUCAGAAUCCGAUGAAGAAAGUGACCCUCAGGUAUCUGAUUACGAUGAAGUGGAAAGUGGAGAAGAAUACAUGCCAGUUACCAAAAAGAAGAGAUCCAAGGGAAAACAGUGCUCAGUUAAAAGAAAAGUAGAAGCAAAGAAAAGAGAAUUUAUAGGAUGGGGAUCAAAGUCUCUCCUAGAAUUCCUUGCUUCCAUGGGUAAAGAUACAUCCACGGAGUUAUCACAGUAUGAAGUCACCUCUAUAGUUACAGACUAUUGUAAAGAAAACAAGCUUUUUGACCCAGAAAAGAAGAAGAAAGUAAUUUGCGAUGCAACCUUGCAGUCUCUUUUUGGACGGAAAUCAUUUUUUAAAAAUAGUAUAUACAACCUUCUGACUUCCCAUUUUGCUGACAAUCUGGAAGAGUCAACGGAGGAGGAUGAGAGUGGAAGUAGUUCCGAAGACAAUGAGGAGAGCUUUAUGGGUACCUGUAAAAGGCAGAUCAAGUUGAGCCCUAAAGUACCAGAUGUGCAGAAAAGCUGUUUUGCUUCCAUUGUUCCUGAAAACAUCAAGCUUGUGUACCUGAAGAGGACCUUAGUGGAGGAAUUGUUAAAGCAACCGGAGACUUUUGGUGAGAAAGUAACAGGAAGUUUUGUGAGAGUUAAAUGUGACCCAAAUGAUUAUUCACUGAAGAACUCUCACCAGCUCUUGCAAAUUAAAGGUAUAAAGGAAAGUUUGAGGACAGACAGAGAGGAUACAGAAAUACUUUUGCAAUGUUUCAGUACUCACAAAGAUUUACCUGUUUCCAAGCUGUCAGAUGAUGACUUCUGUAAGGAAGAAUGUGAAGAUCUACAGCAGAGAAUAAAUAAUGGCCUCCUUAAAAAGCCAACUAUUGUGGAGUUUGAACAGAAGGCUAGAAGUCUACAUGAGAAUAUAACAAAGCAUUGGCUUGCAAGAGAAUUGACUCUGUUGCAGAAGCGCAUUGACCAUGCAAAUGAAAAAGGAUGGAGGAGAGAGCUUGAUGCAUACAUGACUAAGAAGCUGCUAAUUGAAACACCAUCAGAACAAUCACGACUGUUAAAUGAGAUUCCGGAAGUAAUUGCAGCCAUAGAAAAAUGUGAUCCUAUUUCUGAGUACUCCCCUAGCCAGGAUAAACAAGGAUAUGAUGGCUUUUCCGAAUCAGCCCCCAGAGAAUCUCCCCAAACUCCUGGCACUGCUCUAGCCAAUGGAACCUCAUGGCGCACAAAUGACAGAACAGAGCUUGCAGGUUCACUGUUACACCAGGAGAGGGACCUGGAGGGUGCAGUAGCUAAACAUAAGAGAAAGCAGGCUCCAUCAAACUUUGAACAGAGCGCUAGUACAGAUGGUUCACUGUUACACCAGGAGAGAGGCCUGGAGGGUGCAGCAGCUAAACAUAAGAAGCAGCCUCCAUCAGACUUUGAACGGAGCUUUAGUACAGAUGGUUCAAAGGGCGACCAUGAGAGAGACCUGGCGGAUGCAAAGGAUAUACCUAAGAAGAAGGUUCCUACAAUUAAUAACUGCUCGCAGUCUCCUUGCAUUCCAUCUGGUCAGGCAGCAGAACUAGUGAAACCUGAAGUAGCUCGACUAGAAAGGAUGAACUCUGAUAGCACAUCUGAAGGCAAGGUAACUGAGUUGAGCGAUGACGAUGAAGAGCUAAAGGUUUCAGUUACAGCACCUGCUGUUGAAAUCCAAGGUUCUGAUUCAUGGUAUUGUAUGAGUCCACUUGGUGAAAUAAGGGGACCCUAUAAACUGUCAUUGCUAAAGCUAUGGAACGUCUCAAGCCGCAAGGAAUUAAGAUAUAAGGUUUGGAGAGAGGGUCAGAGCAAAGGCAAGGCAAUCUUUCUCAAUGAUGCUAUUCAAGGAAAUUUGCCAAUGUAGAAAUGCUUCCAAAUUGUUAACCGGAAGUUGAAUUGCAGUUGACAGUAGUUUUAUGAAGAGAUAGGAGAAAGGAAAAAGAAAAAAAAAAAAACUAAUUAUACAUGAAGAUUCUACUUGUGAUUUAGGUUACAUGAUUUAGUUUACAUGUUAGAGGCGUAAUGUAUGUACCUCAUACAAAACGGGGAGAUGCCAAAAAUUAGGUAUGGUGGGAUUGACAUUGUUGGUUUUAAGUAUGGCGUAAUUUUCGUGAUCAAUCAGCAGGUACUUGUGU
This is a messenger RNA of Fragaria vesca subsp. vesca, 2877 nucleotides long. RefSeq names its product zinc finger CCCH domain-containing protein 19-like. The transcript is spliced from 12 exons. Gene Ontology annotation, molecular function: DNA binding. Lineage: Eukaryota; Viridiplantae; Streptophyta; Magnoliopsida; Rosales; Rosaceae. Bases 183 to 2606 code for a protein of 807 amino acids. The record is from RefSeq and is a predicted model, not a curated record.